Canariomyces notabilis is the source of this 1258-nucleotide messenger RNA. RefSeq lists its product as uncharacterized. Bases 228 to 872 code for a protein of 214 amino acids. The record is from RefSeq and is a predicted model, not a curated record. The transcript has a single exon. Lineage: Eukaryota; Fungi; Ascomycota; Sordariomycetes; Sordariales; Chaetomiaceae.
AGCACCAAGCAGCUUGCAGCACCCACCGUGUACUGAGGUACCCUGCUGUACCUGCCCUGGCCCAGUGCAGGACCACAGACGUGCAGGGUCAGCCAGGCCAUUCAGGCCAUCCAGGCAGCUCACCACGGUCCAUGCCAAGAAGAGCAAGGCCCUGGCCUCCGUUGUGCACACAGGCAAGGAAGGCUGUCCCGGAUCGAACGUAUUGAAAGGGUUGCCAUUGGGGGAGCAUGGAACGAGGCCCAAUCAGGGCGUGUCGUCUUCGCUAUAUGACAUUAAGUGCUCAACAUUGCGAAUCUGCGUCGCGAAGAGCGGCCCGCCUGGUUACAUGGCCGCGCCUCGCGAGAGGUGGAACCAAAUAUGAGGGCGCCGAGAAUUGCCUAUCCUACUUCGUACACUCGUCAAAGUUACACAUGUAUUGCCUUAGCUACCCUACCCUCGAUGCCGUGAUUGCAGACCCGGUGUGGAGGUUGUGCUCGUCCAGGGACAUUCACAGCCAGGAAACUUGCUCCUCGGUGCGCUAUGAAGCUGAUGGUGGGCGACGGCGGAAAUGUGUGGGCUCACUGCUCGGCUGGAAAUUCAGGCAAGAUACUUUAGAGCGACAGGGGUCCCGACGACCGCUUCACAAAAGUGCCUUAACACCAGGUAAGGUUGCGGGGCACCCUCGCAUAUACCCCAUUACGCUUCAGAUUUCAACCACUCAAGAGCGGCCGAGAUUGGGAGAAUCCCGAGGAGGCAGCAUGUGGAUCACUAGCAAAGUCCAUUCAGACAUGGUUCUGAACAGUGAGUACCUUUAUCUAAAGGGUUGUUGGUCCCCCAUUCUCUGUUGGUACUGUACGAUGAUGGCCGUCAAGCUCUGUGGUUGCCUCUCUUGAGCCCUUCCCCCUCAUUACCUGAACGGUUGUUGGCUUUGAUAAUGUAUUCAUAAUGCCUUGUUCAGGCGUCAUAGCUGCAAAAGUCGGGAGCAGCGCGGCGCCUAGUGUAUAACGUGACGCAGCACAAGUGGAACUCGUCUGCUGCAUACAAUGGUGCAGAAAGACUAGGAUGCUUGCAAGCUCCAGGUUCCCGGACGAAACUGCAUGCCUCCGUGCCUGAGUAGAAACUAGAAACAGGCCGGAAGAUAAAUGUUAGCCAGCUCGAGCAAAGAAGCAUCAACAAGUUGUUACGAAGCGAAGCACAGGAGCAAGCUCGAGGAGAUCAGGGUCCCUAGGUGUCUUAGUAUUUGUUUGUUUGUUGCGUAAGGAGUUUAAAUAGGAUCGCC